This is a messenger RNA of Saprolegnia parasitica CBS 223.65, 939 nucleotides long. RefSeq lists its product as hypothetical. The coding region runs from base 1 to 939 and encodes 312 amino acids. The transcript has 3 exons. The record is from RefSeq and is a predicted model, not a curated record. Lineage: Eukaryota; Oomycota; Saprolegniomycetes; Saprolegniales; Saprolegniaceae.
AUGUCGGCCAAGAAGAUGCAGAUGGGGCGGCAAGCGCCCGGCGGCGUCCUCGUCUCGCCUAUCUCGGUUGCCCACCGCAAUCGGUGUCUCGACAGCGACAGCGUGAAUCCUGUCCGCGCGCAGUGGAUGGCCAACCUCAAGAAGCGCGCGGACGCAGCGUCGUCGCCGCGCGUCGACGAGAAGGCCGAGCCCAUGAAGGCGUACGGGCACAUCGAGUACACCGGCCGGCCCGGCGUCCGGGUCGAGCCCAAGACGUCGGCGCAUGUCGAUAUUUUGCCCAAGAAACUCAUCAAGCCGCUGCUGAAGAAGCGCCCCAACUGCCCGACGAUGCUCGAGCUUCAAGCCGGCAAGCCGCGGACGCCUCGGCGAAAGAUGAACGGCGGUGGCUUUGACAGCGACAUGCAGAUCCAGACCGGCUUUGGCCCUCUCGACGGGUGCUUUCCUGGCGUCGGCACGCCGACCGCCCACCACCGACGUGGCCCGGCGUCGCCCGACAUCAUGGACCCGUUCUCGGGCAUCGACUUUGGCCCGUUCGACACGUUUCUGGAUCUGCCGACGCCCAAGAACAAUGCGCUGCAGCCGUGCGCGCCGCCGUUUCCGGUGAUGGAAGCCACCGAGCUCGCCAAUGCGUUCCAGCAGCCACCGCUCUUGGUGCGAGCGACCAGCGUCGAGCAAGAAGGCCUGAGCCUCUGCUUUGAGCACACCCACUUGGGCAAUCCUUCGCAAAGUAGCAGCUCCCACAACGUUCCGCCGUCGCCGUUCGGGCUUCGUCCGUCGUACGUUUUUGACUCGACCAAGCACCACCCCGAGUUUGACAUUCUCGACUUUAACGACUCGGACAUUGACAAGGAAGUCGACAGCUUCUACUUUGACGGCGACGACAACAACGCCGACAACAACUCAUUCGACCACGACGAGAUUGAACUCAUCUCGACGUAG